This is a messenger RNA of Malassezia vespertilionis, 246 nucleotides long. RefSeq lists its product as uncharacterized. Lineage: Eukaryota; Fungi; Basidiomycota; Malasseziomycetes; Malasseziales; Malasseziaceae. The coding region runs from base 1 to 246 and encodes 81 amino acids. The record is from RefSeq and is a predicted model, not a curated record. The transcript has 2 exons.
AUGGGCACCUUGGCGCUUGCGCUAUUUAACUCUGCGGGGUACUUUGAGCCAAAACCCAUCAACUCGCCUUAUGAGCCCGGAAUUCCUACGGGUAACCGCGCCAUGGCGGGUAUUGUCCGCACGUUUGGCGUUAUUUAUGCCCUGAUCUCUGUGCUUACGCUGCUCUGGGGCCUGUACAGCUACCAGCGCCGCGUGACACUGAUCAAAAGCAGGCAUCCUGGCACUUUUGUGAAGCAGCACUUUUAA